AUGUCUGCAACGCGGAACUCAUCUGACGAUAAGAUCUACGAGGACGAGAAGCAGAAAGGUGGUGAUGUUGAGACCCCCGCAGGACCACAUGCAGAGACGAAGGACGUAUAUGACGAAGAAGAGUCAGGCGUCGACCCAAUUUACCAGGCCAAGGCAAGGCUACUCAAUGAUGCGUUUCAGGAGAUCGGGAUGGGCAAAUACCAGUGGUACUUGUUCAUCGUGGCAGGAUUCGGCUGGUUCUCAGAUAAUCUAUGGCCGAUUGUAACUGGUCUUAUCCUAGACCCAGUGGUCAAUGAGUUCAAUGUUCAAGGCCCUUUCUUGAAGCUCGGACAGAACAUCGGCCUCCUUGUUGGUGCCGCAUUCUGGGGAGUUGCAUCUGACGUCUGGGGACGACAAUGGUGCUUCAACAUUACUCUAUUCAUAACCGGUGUGUUUGCCGUCGCUGCCGGCGGCUCCCCGAACUACGUCGCACUAUGCUCCUUGGCCGCGGUAUGGAGUGUCGGUGUCGGCGGGAACUUGCCUGUCGACUCAGCGGUCUUCCUUGAGUUUAUUCCUGCAUCGCACCAGUACCUCUUGACCAUCCUGUCAAUCUGGUGGGCGUUCGGCCAGUUGGUCGGCAGCUUGGUCGCCUGGCCUCUUAUCGCAAACUACUCCUGUGCCUCUGCCACCGACUGCCCACGCUCGUCCAACGAGGGAUGGCGGUACUUCCUGUACGCCAUGGGCGGGCUGAUGCUGCUCCUCUGGGUGCUGCGCUUCUUCGUCUUCCACCUCUAUGAGUCGCCGAAGUACCUGAUGGGCCGUGGGCGUGAUGCGGAGGCGGUCGAGGUCGUGCAACGCGUCGCGCGGUACAACGGGCGCACGUGCAGUCUGACGGUGGAGAUGCUGAGGGAAGCAGGCGAGGUUGCCGCUACUGCGGAGGGAGAUGUGAACACGAUGGACACCAGUGCGUUGGCAGCGGUCAUGAGGAAGAUGCGGAAGUUCAGUGGGGACCAUGUCAAGUCCCUCUUUGCGACGCGCAAGCUGGCGUACUCCACGACGUUGCUGAUCACUAUAUGGGCUCUUAUUGGACUUGCAUUCCCACUAUACAAUGGUUUCGUUACCUAUUUUUUGCAGACACGAGGGGCUGACUUUGGUGACGGUUCCGUGUACAUCACUUAUCGCAACCAAGUCAUUCUUAGUGUCAUCGGCGUACCCGGUGCCCUGCUUGCAGGAUGGAUGGUGGAGAUCCCUUAUCUCGGCCGCAAGGGUACUCUUUCCAUCUCAACGCUCAUCACGGGCGUCUUCCUGUUCGCGAGUACCACAGCGCGCACCUCGAACGCCCUUCUUGGUUGGAACUGCGGCUACACAUUCACGAGCAACGUGAUGUACGGCGUGCUGUACGCUGUUUCGCCUGAGCUGUUCCCUACCAAGGACCGAGGCACGGGCAACUCCAUCGUCGCUAGUGCAAACCGAGUCUUCGGAAUCAUGGCCCCAAUCAUUGCGCUGUACGCGAACCUCGCGACGGCGGUGCCGAUCUAUGUUUCUGGUGCGCUGUUUCUUGUGGCGGGGCUUAUUGCUCUGUUGCUGCCCUUCGAUCCUAUUGGGAAAGCCUCUAUGUGA
Molecule: messenger RNA, 1599 nt
Organism: Postia placenta MAD-698-R-SB12
Lineage: Eukaryota; Fungi; Basidiomycota; Agaricomycetes; Polyporales; Adustoporiaceae
Exons: 13
Coding region: 1-1599 (532 amino acids)
Biological process (GO): transmembrane transport
Cellular component (GO): membrane
Molecular function (GO): transmembrane transporter activity
Source: RefSeq, a predicted model, not a curated record